Messenger RNA from Otolemur garnettii (small-eared galago), 2420 nucleotides. RefSeq names its product DEPP1, autophagy regulator (gene DEPP1). The transcript has 2 exons. Gene Ontology annotation, biological process: regulation of autophagy. NCBI's taxonomy places the organism in Eukaryota, Metazoa, Chordata, Mammalia, Primates, Galagidae. Bases 233 to 871 code for a protein of 212 amino acids. The record is from RefSeq and is a predicted model, not a curated record. Gene Ontology annotation, cellular component: mitochondrion.
UUAGGGAAGGGCCUUCCACUGUGAACAGCGGCCCUCGGCACAGCGUCCUUGCUGUCCUCUUCCCAGUGAUCCCACACCGGACACCAGGCUCUGGCUGCCAGACCUCCGACCCUUCUUCUGAGAGCUUCCCAGGGGCUUCCUUUGGACUGAACCAUCCUUGCCUGUCCAGCCUCCUGGCCACCCCCAGACCCCCUCAUCUACAGCAGGUCUCUGUGUCUACUCGCCAGCAGUGAUGAGGUCCCGGCUUCUGCUUUCUGUGCCCCACCUGCCCACAAUUCGGGAGACCACAGAGGAGAUGCUGCCUGGUGGGCCUGGGCUGGAGUCUCCAGCCUCCCCCACCCUGGAUGACUAUGUGAGGUCCAUCUGUCAGCUGGCACAGCCUACAUCUGUGCUAGAUGAGGCCACAGUCCUGGGCAGACCCAGGACACCCCACCAGCCAGGCCGGGCUCUUGAGAAGAGCUGCCUUGCCAUAUCCCUACAGGACAUCACUGCCCGUUUCAGUGGCCAGCAGCCCACACUGCCAGAAGCUGACACUGUUGACCCCCUGGACCAGCUUUUUGGGGAGUCCCAGGAAGAGUGGUCAAGUCGGAGGAACCUGUCGAGGAGGACCAGGCCCUGUGCUGGCUCCUGGGGUCUUCACGGACAGAUGGACAGUGGCAAGGCCAGGGGGGCCCCCAGAGGGAGGCUCUGUGAAGCCAGGGCACCUGGGCACUCUCUGGCACGACCACGACGGGACUCACACUCAAGCUCCAACCUAAUGAGUCAGACUUCUGGUCAGCCUGGCCAGGCCGUGGCCUCUCGACACAACCCCCGCCCCAGCAGUGCCCUCAGAACUCUCUAUUCUCUACUCCCGGUGAUCCACGAACUCUGAACCCUCCCCAAUAAAGAACCCCCGUAAAGAGCACGCGGGGUUCGCAUCUACUUCCCCUCCCUCCAUGGUGGACACUGUACCGAGUGGGUCUAUAGAGGGCUUUGUAUUUUAAAGAAAUUGAGGUGUUUCCCACCCCAACCCUGCCAGGCAGGUGUUUAUAACCGUGUUAUGGAUGGGAAACACUUUUGUGGGAGGGAAACACUUUUGUGGAAGGGAAACACUUUUCUGUAUGGGCUGCCUGCUUUGAUAAUUCACAGUGACACCCUCCCCCCAUCCCCCACACAGAACACUAUGAAUAGUGAAACAGUGUGUCUCACGGGAGAUGUUACUGUCUCAUUUCUCUGUUCUUCACUGGCUGUUCACUUUGAAUAAGGUUCUUAACAUCUCUGUUCCUCAGUUUUCUCAUGGGUAAAGUGGUGCUAAUUGCUGGGACCUGCCCCAGGCCAUCUUGAUGAGCAAAUGCCUGCUCACAGCACAUACAGGGAAUUGCUACUGGUAUUAUUUACAGGUGAGAAGAGCAAGGGUAAGGGUGUGGUGGUAUUGGGGGGCCCCAGCCCCCCAGGUGAUAUCAGAGCAAGGCUCCCAAGUCAGCCUCUUGGCCCCCACCCUCAAAGCCCAUGUUCUGUAAAGCCCAAGAGAAAACGUGGAGUUUCAGCAAGGCACUACUGUGUUCCGGGGGGGCCGUCAUCUGGGUACACCCAGGACCCUCUGCUGGCUCCAACUCACAAGUCCUGGGGUGGCUUUGGGGGAGUUCUCUAUGCUGAGGAACUAGACUGAAAUGGCACCACUCAGCCAACAAGGUGGCAAGUGCCUGGACCUGCUGGCUCAUCCCCACUGUCCCCACCCACUCACCUGGGGGCCUCAAUGCCAGGUCAGGAUCCCACCUGAGGGCUGAAGAGUGGGGCACCACCCAGCUGCCUGCAUCAAGCAAGUCCAGAUCUCUCAAGGCCAAGGUCAGCUCUUGGCCCCCUGUAGUUGAGAGAACCCCAGUUCCUGGACCAGUAUGGAAAGCAAUGAGGUGAAGGUGGAGAGCAGAGGAGGGAGGGAGGAUUUCCUUUCUCAGAGAAGUAGGGUGGUUUUAGGGAACUGCAAAGACUCAGGCCUGAGAACCCAUCACCCUGCUGCCUUGGGCCAGGCUGGGGCAUCUGGUGAGGCAAGAAGAACAGAAAGAAAUGGGAAGAGGCAGACAGAGCUGCCAGCCUGCGGCGUGCUGAGUCUCCUCCAACUCCCUGCUCUGUUAACUAUCAGUCUAUUUUCUUUCUUUUGUGUGGCUCUUUAUAACUGCUUUGGAUCUGCUCAAUCUGUCCUCUGUUAUAUGCGUUUUCAAGGGAGAUGGAAUAGAAAUCACACACUAAAAAGAAAAGUUUCAAUGGUGGGACCAUACCUAUGGAGCAUAUUGCAAGGGUACAAGUCAAAUCUAUCAAGUAUGGAAAACAAAUGUCUUAACACUGUGUUUAAGUAAAUGAGGUGAAAGCUAUGUUAAAUAGUAGGAUAUAAGAACUCCAGUUUGUAGAAAUAACACAUUGAAUCCCACAAAGGCAUAAAUGUA